ACAACUAUUGGUCAGGGGCAAACACCACUGGCUCUGCGUCCUCAGUCACUGUGUGCCAUUUCACCAAGUAGGAGCCAAAGGAAAGUUUGAAAAAUGAAAACAUUAGCAAGACUCAUUCUGGGACUUGUCAUCUUGGAUGCUGCUGUGACCGCCCCAACUCUAGAAUCCAUCAACUAUGACUCAGAAACCUAUGAUGCCACCUUAGAAGACCUGGAUAAUCUAUACAACUAUGAAAACAUACCAAUGGGUCAAGCUGAGAUUGAAAUAGCGACAGCGAUACCUUCGGGGAACAGAGAGCUCCUCACCCCGCCACUACAGCCAAAGGAUGCUGAAGAGGAAGAGGAAGAGGAGUCCACCCCCAGACUGAUUGACGGCUCUUCUCCACAGGAGCCUGAAUUCCCUGGGGUUCUGGGCCCACACACCAAUGAAGACUUUCCAACCUGCCUUCUGUGUACUUGCAUAAGUACCACUGUAUACUGUGAUGACCAUGAACUUGAUGCUAUUCCUCCGCUGCCCAAGAACACUGCUUAUUUCUAUUCCCGCUUUAACAGAAUUAAAAAGAUCAACAGAAAUGAUUUUGCAAGCCUAAAUGAUCUAAGGAAGAUUGAUCUGACCUCAAAUUUAAUAUCUGAGAUUGAUGAAGAUGCAUUCAGAAAGCUACCUCGACUCCGAGAGCUUGUCCUGCGUGACAACAAGAUAAGGCAGCUCCCAGAAUUGCCAACCACUUUAACAUUUAUUGAUAUUAGCAACAAUAGACUUGGAAGGAAAGGAAUAAAGCAAGAAGCAUUUAAAGAUAUGUAUGAUCUCCAUCAUCUCUACCUCUCCGAUAACAACUUGGAACACAUCCCUCUGCCACUCCCAGAAAAUCUACGGGCCCUUCACCUCCAGAAUAACAACAUUCUGGAGAUGCGUGAAGAUACCUUCUGCAAUGUUAAAAAUUUGACUUAUAUUCGUAAGGCACUAGAGGAUAUUCGAUUGGAUGGAAACCCUAUCAAUCUAAGCAAAACUCCUCAAGCCUACAUAUGCCUACCUCGUUUGCCUAUUGGGAAUCUUGUCUAAUUGCAGAUAAUGGUCAGCGUUAUGAUGCCUGCUAUAACAAAACAAUUCUUACUGCUCUCUUUCAAAAGAAAACUCAGCAUGAUACUUUCAAAAUGUGUUCUGAAAGAUAAUUACAUAAAAUACAGCUAAAAGUUUUAAUAUAUGAUAGCAAUUUAGGAAUCUAAGAAAACACGAGAUGAAUCAGGAAUAAACUAAAAGAUGUACAGAAAGUGCAAAACUAAAAGAUAGAAAAUAUUUCACAGAUAUUCUUAUAUGUCACAUGUAAUCUGCAAGUUUUAGGGAUUCAUAUCCUCUAUAAUUUUAAAUUAAUCAUAUAAUAAAAAUUAAAAAUUAACAUUUUAGGUAUAUUGCCAAGAUUUAAAUGUUUUUAAUUAAACUUUUCUCUCCUUUUUUUUCACUAAAACAUGUUUCUUUUUUCAAAUUCAUGAAAGAAAAUGAAGAAAAGAAUAAAAAUAUUUGAAAAUUAUAA
This is a messenger RNA of Aethalodelphis obliquidens (Pacific white-sided dolphin), 1528 nucleotides long. RefSeq names its product epiphycan (gene EPYC). Gene Ontology annotation, molecular function: protein binding. The record is from RefSeq and is a predicted model, not a curated record. Gene Ontology annotation, biological process: articular cartilage development; bone development. Bases 94 to 1059 code for a protein of 321 amino acids. The transcript is spliced from 7 exons. Gene Ontology annotation, cellular component: extracellular matrix. NCBI's taxonomy places the organism in Eukaryota, Metazoa, Chordata, Mammalia, Artiodactyla, Delphinidae.